This is a messenger RNA of Sphaeramia orbicularis (orbiculate cardinalfish), 1379 nucleotides long. RefSeq names its product charged multivesicular body protein 1B (gene chmp1b). The transcript has 8 exons. Bases 160 to 759 code for a protein of 199 amino acids. The record is from RefSeq and is a predicted model, not a curated record. NCBI's taxonomy places the organism in Eukaryota, Metazoa, Chordata, Actinopteri, Kurtiformes, Apogonidae. Gene Ontology annotation, biological process: vacuolar transport.
UUUUGGUAAGACACCCGGAAGUGCAGAAACAGGCGAAGAUCGAAACCCAAAAGACUGAAGUUUUCACCGCCGAGUUUUACCUCAACUGACAGCAUUUUCGACAGCGGUGUGUAAGAAUUCGAUCGUGUUGUACUUAGAUUCACAAACAGUCGCCUCAACAUGUCAAGCAUGGAGAAACAUCUCUUCAAUUUAAAAUUUGCUGCCAAAGAGCUCAAUAGAAAUUCUAAGAAAUGUGACAAAGAGGAGAAAGCAGAGAAGCUUAAAGUCAAAAAGGCCAUUCAAAAGGGGAAUAUGGAAGUUGCAAGGAUCCAUGCAGAAAACGCCAUCAGACAGAAGAACCAGUCGGUGAACUUUUUGAGGAUGAGCGCUCGGGUAGAUGCGGUGGCAGCAAGAGUGCAAACUGCAGUUACAAUGAACCAGGUCACAAAAAAUAUGGCUGGAGUUGUGAAGGGCAUGGAUAAAACUCUGCAAAGUAUGAAUCUGGAAAAGAUUUCAGGCCUUAUGGACAAGUUUGAGCACCAGUUCGAGACUCUGGAUGUUCAGACUUCCCAAAUGGAGGACACUAUGAGCAGCACCACAACACUCACAACGCCACAGAACCAAGUGGAGUCACUGCUGCAUGAAAUGGCUGAUGAAGCAGGGUUGGAUUUGAACAUGGAGCUUCCUCAGGGACAGACAGGAUCAGUGGGUACCAGCGUUGCCUCUGCAGAACAGGAUGAACUGUCUCAAAGGCUCGCCAGACUCAGAGAUCAGGUGUAAAGGAAUCGACUGAACCGGCACCGUGAAACAGAGCUGUCAGCAUCUGUACACUACGUGAAAUAGCGCUCACUCCACCUCAUAUGUAUAUUACAUCUUCUCUCCCUUUUCAUGUGUCUCUGUCAACAGGCCUUUCUGUGGUGUUUUAAUUUCGUGGCCCUUUUUGACUCUAUGUUCAUAAUAAACUCACUCACAGGGAUUUCUUGCUGUUGUUUGGAUAUCUUUGUAUAUACUAACACAAAAUCUAGUGAUAAAAACACAAUGUCUUUCUUAUAAAUGCAUAUUUAAAUAUGUAGAGUUAGGAACUGCAUUCAUGAAUCCAACACGUGGAAGAUAUUAUCAGUUGUAAAAGGGCCAGUUUCAUCAAGCUUUGUGAACUUUAUUAAGGUUUUGAUUAUUUGUUCAUAUGAGCAUGAAUCCAGCAAAAAAUACAUUUAUCUCUUCUUGAUAUCAGUGUGAGAGCCCCUCAUUCUCUUGUUUAAUGUCUUUAUUUUAUUUCUACAUAUAUUUUAAGAAGAUACUGAAAGAUUAGUCCAUGUCUUUGGCUGAUCACCUUCAUUAUGUUCCUUGAUCAUUUGGGUUGGGUUACAGUAAGUAAAAAAUAAAAUUUUAUAAUACUUUUA